Molecule: messenger RNA, 1844 nt
Organism: Austrofundulus limnaeus
Lineage: Eukaryota; Metazoa; Chordata; Actinopteri; Cyprinodontiformes; Rivulidae
Gene: mkrn4
Product: makorin, ring finger protein, 4
Exons: 8
Coding region: 50-1111 (353 amino acids)
Biological process (GO): protein polyubiquitination
Molecular function (GO): metal ion binding; ubiquitin protein ligase activity
Source: RefSeq, a predicted model, not a curated record
UUGGCUAUUUAGCAACGACGGUCUUUUCGCGGAUUGCUCAAAACACAGGAUGGACUCGACUCGUAAUGGGGGUGUUUGUAGACGUUUCCUAAAUGGCUCAUGCAGAUUUGGUUCAAGAUGUUUUUACAGACAUGAGUUGUCCUUAAUACAACCACCCCAGAUAUGCAGAUACUUUCAGGAAGGCGAAUGUUGGUACGGCGAGCGUUGCAGGUAUCGCCAUAUUUUACAACCUGAUGCUGGCACAGCUGUUUCAGCUAGAAGAGGUUCAGUGCCUUCCUUCUCGUCCUCCAGUGUGGCCCACACUUCCUCUGACAGGAGAGGAUCAGAACCAUCUCUUCUGCGCACAAUUGUCACCUCCUCCAGGCAGGAAUGCAGUGGAUCAGAGUCGACCGUCAAUACCUCAAAUUAUCCAUGCAUCUCUGGGCCCCUGCCACAAAAUGCAAAGGACCAGCCACAAGGAGAAAGAACUGGCUCGGAGUCUGGCCAGAACUCAGGAAUUGCUCGAUCACRUGCAUGUCAGAGAAUAGAGGAGGGUUCCUCUGAAAUUGAACCACAGGAGGGUGGAGCUGCUGCUGCCUCCAGUAACAAAAGUGAAGAGGAAACCGAGGCCUUCCUGCAGAGUAAAAAUGUGAUCUGUGGCAUCUGUAUGGAAAAGGUCUACGAAAAGGAGAACAAGAGAGAGCAAAUGUUUGGGCUUUUGCCAAACUGCAACCAUCCCUUCUGUUUAAAAUGCAUCUCAACCUGGAGGAAGACUAAAGAUCUCGGUUCUGAUGUUGUAAGGACUUGCCCGCAGUGCAGAGUGAAAUCUGCUUUCUAUGUGCCGAGCAAAGUCUGGAUCGAAGGAGCAGCAAAGGAAAGUGCAGUGGAUGCAUUCAAGAAGAAAUUCAGUAAGAAGAGAUGCUGCGUCUAUGACCGAAUUGGACACUGUCGCUUCAGAUCAGAGUGCCUCUAUCGCCAUGUCAGAAGUUCAAGUCAUGUUGCCUUUUCGUAUUUCUCAGAUGAUGAUGAUGAUGAUGAAGAUGAAAACCGUAUUGAUCUGCUUGGAUUAUUCUUAGCCAUGGCCUUCCUUGGUGGUGACGAUUCAGACGACGAGGACUUCCUUUUUACCUAAACAGAAUGAGUUCUGAGCUUUCGCAUUUAUUUCAGUGCCUGAAGCGCUGAUUGUAGCUGUAAGUAAAAGUCACUGGCUUUGAGUUACAUGGCUGUGUUUUUUGACUUUUUUGUCCAUUUUGGAAUCUGUUCUAAAGCACCUUGGAGCCGACUUUUGUCAAGAUCAGGUAUAAGUUAUGGUCCAGAGUUCCAAGUAUGUUUAGGUUUCUGCAUUAAUCACAGACUGUAAUCUUAAUGCGCUGAGAAAUAACAUAAUCUGAUGUUUUGUGCUAUAUUUUGAAGAAAUUUGUGUGUAUUGUUUGACUUUCUCAGAUAUGAAAUGUUUGAAUUUUUAUCCCUGAUCUUGACUACGUCCAUUUCCUUCUAGUUGAGGUUUACUUCCCUCCUCAUUGGCUCAGUUCCUUGUUCACCAUCUCUCCUCGUGUCUACACAUCUGUGUGCUUAAUUCGAACCAGUGUUGUCAUCUUGGACAGUUUUGAUAUUUUUAAAGUGUGGAUGGUGGUUUUAAUUGCCUAAAACUUAAAUCCAAAUAAAUGUACUGUGCCCUUUCUUUAUCUUUGAUCUAGAAUAAUUUCCUCAAGUGAAUAUUGUAAACCCUUCCUGGUUUUUGGCAAGAAUGUGAAAAUGUUGACAUUUUUAUUACUUUUUAAAAAUUCAAAAAAGUUGUAAACUGAAAAUAAAACUUGCUUCACUGAAUGUCUCUAGCAUGAUUAAAUAAAUAUUUUUGAUCCACA